AUGACCUACAGGGGUGGUCGAGGUGAUGGUCCGACUGUUGUCGCCAGACACAACAGGGAGCCGACCGCGGCCGUACACGGUGCCUGGAUGGGAUCAGGAGAAUCGGUGCCGACGGCGCCGGCCGGGGCGACGGUGCCAGACAUCUGCCCCGCUUACAACUCAGCAGCGGCCUACUGCACCAGCGACAGCUGCCUGAGUCUGCACAUCUGCCAGGGCUUCGUCAUCGGAAACUGUCUCUACGGCGAGAGGUGCAGUCGCACCCACCAACUGACCACUGUGCAUAACCAGCUGGUGCUGAAGAAAGGCGCGAAGAAGGCCGCGGCCGUCGAGUGCCCGGAGGGUGCCACUGGCGGAGAGGAGCCACCGUCAGCGCCGCAGCGGGCCGGCGCCGGCGCCCCGGUCAGCCUGACCUGCGCGGUGUGCCACGAGUUGUUCGUGCGCGCCACCACGCUCGGGUGCACGCACACCUUCUGCGAGGGCUGCGUGCGCGACGUGCAGCGCCAGAGGCAGCCGUGCCCGCUGUGCCGCGCGCCGAUCGCCACCGCCGUCCGCUCGCUGGUCAUCGACGACACGGUGGCCGAGUGGUUCGACGGACAGGACGAGGAGACGCGCCGCGCCCGGCGACAGCUGGAGGCCGAGCGACGCCGCCAAACCUAGCUGCGCGGCUCGACCAGCCGCCCAGCAGCCGCUGGAGACGACUGCACAGCCACCGGCAGCCGGCAGCCGCACCCUUCGAGAAAGCUUACUUAUGUCUAUGUGGCACACUAUGUCUCACUCCAAAAGCGGAUCAUGUUUCUCGAUAUUUCCGAAGUGGAAGAAAUGGACAACAAUGCGAACAAUAGGC
Messenger RNA from Amphibalanus amphitrite, 844 nucleotides. Its product is annotated as E3 ubiquitin-protein ligase CHFR-like. Bases 1 to 657 code for a protein of 218 amino acids. Gene Ontology annotation, cellular component: nucleus; ubiquitin ligase complex; cytosol. The record is from RefSeq and is a predicted model, not a curated record. The transcript has 3 exons. Gene Ontology annotation, molecular function: ubiquitin protein ligase activity; histone binding; metal ion binding. NCBI's taxonomy places the organism in Eukaryota, Metazoa, Arthropoda, Thecostraca, Balanomorpha, Balanidae. Gene Ontology annotation, biological process: double-strand break repair; ubiquitin-dependent protein catabolic process; protein K48-linked ubiquitination.